This is a messenger RNA of Salvelinus sp. IW2-2015, 3558 nucleotides long. The record is from RefSeq and is a predicted model, not a curated record. NCBI's taxonomy places the organism in Eukaryota, Metazoa, Chordata, Actinopteri, Salmoniformes, Salmonidae.
AGAUGCCGCUGUAAAGUUAGUCAACAGUCACAAAGUUACUCUGCCCUCUAGGACCGCAGCCAACGAGUACAGCUCCACUUCAGCACCAAUUUAGCAAACGGGAAAUACUCAACAGGCGCAGAAGCUUUUGGAUAAUUGCCGGAUAAUUCCAGUGAAUCCAGUGAUUGAGCAUCGUGUCUGCUGUGCUCAGGACCAGAGCUCACACAAGGCUGCCCACUGUGGUCUGCCCAGAGCCCUAGACACAGACGCCCAGAGACCCGUCCCAGAGACCGGAGAUGACUGCUGCCAUGCCCUGCUGGCUCUCCGCCCUCACCCUCACCCUAAACCUCCUGGUCCUCUCUGCCAGGGAAGGAGCUGCCCUCUUCCUGCCCGACUCCAAUGAGCUGCGGCAACUACUGAGCCGGUACCAGGAUGACCAGAACAGCACCGAUAAAACAGCGGGUAGUAGGACCCGACGGGCCAUCCAGUGGACAGACCGCGGGGAGAUUCUACAACUGCACAACAAACUGAGGGGACAAGUCUACCCCACCGCAUCCAACAUGGAGUACAUGGUCUGGGAUGAUGAGCUGGAGAGGUCAGCCACUCACUGGGCAGAGGCAUGCCAGUGGGAACAUGGACCUAAUGACCUGCUCAUGUCCAUCGGUCAGAACCUCGCUGUUCACUGGGGCAGCUUUUCUCAGAUCUCCAUAGCCACCUAUGACAGGCCCCUUCAAAGGCUGCAGAGCUGCAGGCUGGUCUGGGCCACCACUAGUCGUGUGGGGUGUGCAGUGCACGUGUGUCCCAGGAUGAAUGUGUGGGGGGAGAUCUGGGAGAACGCUGUUUACCUCGUCUGUAACUACUCCCCCAAGGGAAACUGGAUCGGAGAGGCCCCUUACCAACAUGGGCGCUCAUGCUCACAGUGCCCUCCUAGCUACGGAGGAAGCUGCAGGGACAACCUCUGCUUCAAGGGAGACUCUCAGCGUUCUGAGACUGAGGACAUGAACGAGGUGGAGAAAGCUCAGAUUCCCAUGUCACCCCGYACCACCGCCAAGCCUGUCCCCAGACCCAAACCCAAGCCUGCUGCUCCCAACAAGCCCUCCGCUCCCAAGGCUCCCACCACCACUUUCCUGGCCCAAAACAUCAAGUGUGAGACCAAAAUGCGUGACAAGUGCAAGGGAGCAACCUGCAACAGAUUCACCUGCCCUGCUAACUGCCAGAACAAGAAAGGGAAAGUGUGGGGGACGCUCUUCUAUGAUGUGCAAUCAAGUAUCUGUCGUGCUGCUAUGCACUAUGGCAUCAUCAAUAACAAUGGUGGUCUGGUGGACACUACAAGGAAAGACAAGUUGCCAUUCUUUGUCAAGGCAACAAAGAACGGCAUUGAGUCAUUCAGUAAAUACAAAGCCGGCAAUGCAUUUGUGGUGGCCAAAGUGGAAAGACAAUCAGUGGACUGCUAUGCAACAGUGGCGGAGAUCUGCCCCUUCAAGAAGCCCUACUCCAACUGCCCAAGAGUGUUCUGUCCGGCCAACUGCAAGAACGAGCCAUCCUACUGGGCUCCGGUGGUUGGGAACAGCUUCUACACAGAGCGCUCCAGUAUCUGCCGAGCAGCCACCCAUGCCGGGGUGAUCCAAGCCGGUGGGGGCUACGUGGACGUCCUGGCCCUGGAUAAGAAGAAGAGUUAYGUUGGCGUCCUGAAGAACGGCAUCCAGUCAGAGAGUAAGAGCAAUCCAGAGGGUGGCUCGUUCCGUGUUUUUGCUGUGAGGGAGUGAGUCUCCUCCAUCUCAGGUCCUCCCACUCAUUGGUUCAGGGACUAACAGGGUCCCCCAUCUGCUCUCAAGGGGCAGGAAGUGCCCACAGGUUCGAUGCCAUGGCAACUCCUCCCAUCUGUCUCUGUCCCCCACUCUGGGAGGAAGCAGAACUUCCCGUUGGACCAACAGACACUUCUCCCUCUUAGCUAAUAAACAGUAGCUGACUGCUCAAUUCGGUGGCUAACAUCACAAAGAACCCUUCUGUCUUCUCCUACCCUUCUCACCUUUAAACUCCAGAUGUGGAUAUUUUUGUAAGAUACGCAAGCAGUAAAUGCAAAAUGAUGUGUAACAUCAAAUAGAACAUAGAACAGCUGGUGCUGGAUCUCUGCGUCUUGACAUGUAGUUAGGUUUUAAAUCAAAUAUGUCAUAUUUGUUUAUAUUUUAUGUUCUUAAUACAAGUGAAUCAUUGGUCUCCAUGCACAGGAAUGUAUAUUGAUCACUGUAUUUAAUCAUUCUGUACAGAUUUAAUUAAUUAUUUUUUUCCUUCUUAAAUGGGUGUAUAUUGACAGUUUUAUAUGUGUUUAUAAUGUAUUUUGUAGCUUGUCUCUGCUUUCCUAACCCAUUUAUGCUUUCAUUGGGGUCUUUACCUUUGGCGGAUAGGCCAUGGUGCUUGAGGUAGGAGAGUGUUUGGCAUGCUGGACGAGCUCACAGUGGACAGACAAACAGGUAGACAGAGACAGACAGACUUAGGGGUUGCGUAGGAAGGGAAGGGGAAUGAGGAGGAGGGGAAGGCAUACAUCCAAGGAAAAUAAACCUUUCCUGAAUACAGCUUGUACUUGUUCCAGUGUCAAUAAUGUUCAGACGAUCUGGUAAAGGUACAAAAACAUUGUAGCAAUAUUCUGUCCACUGUGAGCUCAGGAAGGCAAUGGGAGCUUGUGUGGGCAGGGCUUUCAAAAUGGUGGCAUAUCUGGCUUCAUCUGAGGACAUUCACAGAUGAACGAUGUUCUUGUUUGAAAAAUGAUUCUGUAUUUAUAAUAGCUCACUGCUUUAUUCCCCCUUUCCUCUCUUGAUGCCAUGUGUUUUGAUUGAAUAAGAGAAAUAAUGUACGAUAGGUUGAAUUUGUCCCCACUUAAGACAGUUGAAUGUUGUAGGUUUUGUAGAAAGAGGGUCUUAUACAGUCCAAUGUGAGAAAGGUGUGCCAAGUGUUCCUAUCAGCAGGCUUAGCUUCAGUUAGGAUUCAUGACUAGGUAAUGAUUUGUAAAAUACACAAGAGGAUGCAGAAUAUGGAUCUGUUUAAACCACUCAUACCCAGGGAUGUAAUAAAUAGUUACUUAUCCAGAAGGAAGGCACACAGAGGCAGAGGCAGGCUUCAGUUGGAGAAUAUCCUCUUAACUGCUGAGGAUUUGUCGUGAGAGGAGAGUAAAUCUAUGUAAGUUGAUGCUGGAGGUUUUGGGUCUCCUAAAGAAGGACAUUAGGUAUCCUCUAUCUAUCCCUAGGCUAGACUGAACAGCAGUGCAGCCAUUCUCUUUUUGUUUUAGUUUUCAUCUUUCUACUUUUUUUUUAGGCUACCUCAGUCUUGUUGCUGCGCUAGGUUUAUAGUACAUUGGAAAUCUUAAGGGAAAUGUUAAUGGUUUGUACAGCUUUGGAAAUGGAGUGUAAAUACUUUGAUUUGUCUUUUCUGAACUGUUCUCUAUGCUGUAAAGGUAUCUUUCUAAAUAUAUGUGGUGUGUUAUUUUGUUUGUUUGUCUAGUUUGUAUGGUGUUUAUAGGCAUUGGAUGGGUUUUGUAUUUUUUUGGCACAAUUUGAAAAUAAUUAAAGUUUGAAAUAGUUAGAA